Vespa velutina is the source of this 8940-nucleotide messenger RNA. RefSeq names its product transcription factor Sox-2-like (gene SoxN). Lineage: Eukaryota; Metazoa; Arthropoda; Insecta; Hymenoptera; Vespidae. The record is from RefSeq and is a predicted model, not a curated record. The transcript is spliced from 3 exons. Gene Ontology annotation, biological process: anatomical structure morphogenesis; regulation of DNA-templated transcription; cell differentiation. Bases 1631 to 3283 code for a protein of 550 amino acids. Gene Ontology annotation, molecular function: RNA polymerase II cis-regulatory region sequence-specific DNA binding; DNA-binding transcription factor activity, RNA polymerase II-specific.
GAAGAAGAAGAAGAAGAAGAAUAAGAAGGAAAAGGAGCUAAAGAAAAAAAAAAGAAAAAAAAGAAAAAAAAAGGAGAAGAAGAAGAGAAAGAGGAAGAGGAAAACGACGCGAGACCGACGGGUAGCCGAUCUCGUGGCGCGCACAGUGGCAAGAAGAAGAUAGGGGAAGUUGAUAUCGUAGUAAGAGAGAGAGAGAAAGAGUGUGUGAGAGGGAGAAGGGAGAGCAAGUUGAGAACCAGUGGUGGGGAUGUAGUGUAAGAGGGAAGGUUUAGCUUGGUCGCAAGAGGUCGCUUCGGAGGUUGGUAUGAGCCCGCCCACCAGAACUGUGGCAUAGGGCCGAUUGGUCGAGAGAAAUGAUGGCAGGCGCGCUUGCCAAUCGAUAGCCGUCGGUAGACUCGCUCCUUCGGCUAUGGUCGCGUCGAUCCUUCUAAAGUGGGGGUAUUCUCGUAGACUGGAGGGAGCGUAGGAGCGAAGGGGUCGAGGGACGGACCGAGUUGUUCAGGGGUGGGGGGUGAGAAAGAGGAGUAGUGGAGGUAACAGCAGCAGCCGCCUCGGCAGGAAGUGAGCCCCGAGUGUUAGAGCCCAAGGCGAAACCCACGAAUGCUCAGACGGUUCUGUCCUUUCGUGGAGAGUGGAGGUCGGCUUCUUCUUUUCUUGUGUGUUAAUCUACGACGUGUGAGAAACGAAAGAAAAAAAAAAAAAAACGCGUGCCAAGCGUGUUGUAUUGUGCACACGCAGCGCCUCUCAUACGCAUCAUACACACGGAUACGGAUACGUAUUGUAUACACACUGAGAGAAAGAGAGAGAAGAGAAAGAGGGUGAGAGAGAGAAGAGAAGGAAGAGAAGAGAGAGAGAGAGAGAAGAGAAGAGAAGAGAAGAGAAGAGAAAAAUCGAGCUCCCUUGUGUUGAUGGUGUGAUCAUCGUCGGUGAAUAGUAGUAAGUAAGAGGCUUCGGUAUCACAAGGUGUCAACAACACGUCGUCGUUAUCUGUUAUUCUCUUCUGUGGCGUCGUCGAUUACGAGGACCGCCGGUGACGCGUCGUCAUCGUCGUCUCCUUCUUGUGGUGUUCCCUCAGUGUGUCAUUUACUUACUUUUUAGUGAGAAAUCUUUCUUAAUAUACGAAAACAACACAACGAACGAUAAUAUUAGACAUUGAAGAAAAGAAAGAAGAAGAGGAUAGAAGAAAAGAAAGAAAAAGAAAACAACAACAACAAUAAUAACAAUAAUUUUAACGAACGAGUAAUGCGCGCGCGUCAAUUCUACGUAUAAAGAGUGCGCGAAGUUUGUGAGGGAUUGUGAUUUGUCGAAAGAAAAACUCUUAAUAUCGGAUCAUUCAUAAUUUUAAUUUCGUUAUGAAAAGAAAAACAGACUCUAAGUGAAAUUCGGCUUCGAAGAAAGAGAUAUAGGGAGGGAGAGAUAGAUAGAGAGAGACACAGAGAGAGAGAGAGAGAGAGAGAAAGAAAAGAAAAAAAAAAGAACAAGUAGUGACCGGAACGCGCUACGGCUCAAGGAAAUCGAGAAGCGGCGCGCAGUUGUGCGCGAGAUCUCAUCGGCGGCGUGUCGAGGCUUUCUUUGACGUAGCACGGUUAAAGAAAACGGCGGCAAACUGUACGGCCACAGGGAGGACGACAUGCUCACGAUGGAGACGGACCUAAAAGGCGGUAGCCUGCAUGGUCAGAUGCCACCGCAUCCGCACCAAGGUGUAUCGCCGAUGGGUCACCAUACCGGCGUGUCGCCUUACGGAACACUAGGUUCCAUAGUUCAUAGUCCAGCCCUAUCCGGAAGUCCACCUAGCAGUAGUACCCUAGGAUUAGGUCUACAGCAUCAUCAUCAGCCGCAACAUCAUUACGCUUCAAUGCAGGCGGCAGCUGCUGCAGCCCAACAGCAGCAACAGCAGCAACAACAACAGCAACAACAACAACAGCAGCAGCAACAGCAACAACAAAACAUGCAUACCCUUGCGGCUCAGCAAAGUGCCGCACAACAGCAACAUCAUCCCCAUCAGCAACCGCAACAACCACAGCAGCAACAAUCCCAAAAUCAACAUCAUCAGCCACCAAAUAAUAACAAUAAUACAAAUAAGAACAAUAACAUAGACAGAGUAAAAAGGCCAAUGAACGCUUUUAUGGUCUGGUCCCGUGGUCAGCGGCGUAAGAUGGCUCAAGAGAAUCCCAAGAUGCACAAUUCUGAGAUAUCUAAACGCUUAGGAGCCGAAUGGAAAUUACUUAGCGAAACGGAAAAACGUCCGUUUAUUGACGAAGCAAAGCGAUUGCGUGCGGUGCACAUGAAAGAGCACCCGGACUACAAGUAUCGUCCAAGAAGAAAAACGAAAACACUUUUGAAAAAAGACAAGUUCCCGCUCGGCGGCGGUGUCGGAGGAGUUGGAGUUGGCGUUGGUGUCGGUGGCAUAUUGGGGGUCGAUCAAAGACAAGUCGGUAGUACGGGUGGGCCCCAGCAAGGACAGAUAUCCCGAGAGGUCUAUCAGAUGCCUAACGGAUAUAUGCCGAAUGGUUAUAUGAUGCACGAUCCGACGGCCGCUGCGUAUCAGCAGCACGUUGCCUAUGGUGGUCACAUGGGUGGAGCGGCGGCAGCCGCGGCCGCUGCUGGAUAUCCAAGAUAUGAUAUGGGACAUCAUAUGGGUGGUGGCAGUCCACCAAUAAACAGUUAUAUGAAUGGAUAUGGUGGUUACGCUGGAACCACUGUACCCGGCGGCUCACCUUCGCCCUAUCAUCAGCCUCAAUCUGGAUCCCAAAUGUCCAGCCACAGUCCUAGCGGCAGCAGUAUAAAAUCUGAGCCAACGAGUCCUGCGAGUGCGGGUAUACAUACUCCCACACCUACCAGCGGACCGGGCGCCUCGAGCGCAGCGUCUGGUCCGCAACAGCAGCAACAGGCGCAACAACAACAAGCUGCUGCUGCUGCUGCUGCCGCCGCCGUUAAACGUGAAUAUAUGGGCCAACAAACCCAUCAAACUCAUCAAUCUCAGGGAGAUCUUAGACAGAUGAUAUCCAUGUAUUUGCCGCAAGGCGUCGACCAAGGGGUCGUCCAACAUGGUGCUGGUGUCUAUUCUCCUGGUCCAUCACCGGAUCCUUUGGCGCAACAUCAUUCGAUACCACCUCUCAGUCAUAUGUCUGAAAGUGAUCGAAAAAUGUUGAAUCCAGAAACCGGUUGUUAUUCGGAAUCCGUACGAGCAUGGUAUCAAUGCCCGGAGGAAACAUACAGGAUGCCCGUGGACUAUUAUAGUGCCAGAUCGACUUCGUCUAGGAGAUACUUCGUUAACGAUUAAGAUAACUUCGACGAGUAUCAGGAAAAUGGUGUGGGUGGUGUGGGUGGUGUGGGUGGUGUGAGUGCGUGUGUGCGUGCGUGUGUGUGCGUGUGUGUGUAUUUGACGAAACUGACGAUAUAAUUAACGUAUAUACGAUGUAUAACGUAACUCGGGUGAUUCAAUUUAAUAGAUUAUAUAUUAAACGAUGUAAAUAUCGGUGUGCAAUAAGUCGAUACUUCCUCGUUUAUGAUAGGCGAGAAAGUCCUUGUUAUUAUCACCGUUACGGUUAGCAUUACGAACCAUUAUCGUUACGGAGCAUCGCUUAUCAUUAUCGUAUCUGCCGUGGAGAGGAGGAACUCGUUGAAUUAUUCAUGCGGCGUUUAUGACGGAAUCUUUUUUCUUUUUUUUCUUCUUUUUUACUUUUUAUUAGAUUAAAAGUGUGAAAGAGAGAGAGAGAGAGAGAGAAUGAAACAGAGAGUGUAUGAGAGAAUACGAGAGAGAGAGAGAGAGAAAGAGAGAGAGAGAAAGAGAGAGAGAAGUACGUAGAGUGAAUGAGAGGGUCGCGCGAGUCUCGGGUAACCGUUCGCGCGCUUCGUUAUAAAUCAUCGCAUGACGUAUGUACAUACGUUAAGGAGCCAACUCAGAUUUUCUUUCCUUCCUUUUUUUCCUUUAUUUUUCUUUUCUUUUUAUUUUUUUCUUCCUCGAGCUCCUUCACUCGCGAAAGAAGAAUCCUUUGCAUAUCGAAGAGCGAUGCGACCAUUCCGAGAAGACCGAAAAAGACACAUAUAGAUAUGCAUAUAUAUAUAUACAUAUAUAUAUAUAUAUAUAUGUAUGCAUAUAUGUAUGUAUGUAUGCGUUCACAACCACCCAUUAUGAAAACACAGAAACACACAUUAUAGCGUCUUCGUGUUAACAUGUAUAUUUCUUCUGUAAAUAAAUUAUUCGUGAUAAUCGCUGCGAGUGAUGCGACACAUAUUUUAAUUAUCGUUUGAUUAUUACCAAACCGAGUUAUAAUAUCCUCGGCCUAGCGAUCGACACGACUGUCUUACAAUUGAUAUAGAUUUAUUAUUAUUAAAUAAAAUAUUAAUGUAGUAAGAUUAGUAGUACAUGCUCGUUGAUUUAUCGUGAAACGUUUCGUUGUAAGCCGAUCUCUCGAGAUAAAUCGUAGGUGAUAAGGGAGUAUCGAUUUUACACGAAGGAGGAGAUCGAUUUAAAUGAACGAGUUACGCGAUAAGAUGUGUUACAUAAAAGAUUCCCGUGAGUGAGAGGAGAACCCGAGGAAUCGAUCCUGUAACAGCAUGGAUAUAAACGAAAAUAGUCGGCGAACGUAACGAUCAACAUCAAGGAACAUGUUUAUUCGAUCUAAAAUAUGAGUUAAAGAAAGGAUUCAACUAGGAGCGAACGAACAUAAGUAAAUUUUUACCUUUCAUGCGAAAUAACACGUUCACGUGUCUCGUUCAACAAUUCGCACGUAUGAUCGCAAUAAAGGCCGUGCAAAGAUAACAAUAGACGAGCUUUUGUUGUUACUACGAAUAUUUCCCUACAUUUGUAUCAUAAUCGAGAAUUAAUUCUUUCAUUAUGAAACUUUUAAAAAGCAUCGGAUUCAUUCUGAUAAUAAACAUGUAAAACGUAAACAUGUAAAACGAUAAUCCUAACGUUGAUAAGAAAGGUUAUGAAAUUAAAAAGAAAACAAAAAAAAAAAAAAACAAAAAAACAAAAAAACAAAAAAAAAGAAACAAAAAAAAACCAAAAAAAAAAAAAAAAAAAAAAAAAAAACAAUGAAUUUAUUAUUUAUAAUUACAAACAAGAAUAUCACAAGAUCUGUCUAUAAUAUACAAUUUGAAGAUUUUCCUUGUAAAAUCAAGAGAUCAUCGUUAAUCGGCGUAUCAUUUUCUCACCAGCCGUUUCCCUUCUCCCCUUUAUCUUUUAGAUCUAGUCUAUCGAGCUAGUAAAUUGCUACACGCGUGUCGUGCAUGCGAUACACCGUGCAAGGGUUACACGACGACGAUACGCGAAAGACGAUGGAUUGGACUCUCGUCACACGCUUGACACGAGCCAAUAAUUACGUAAAUAACGAACACGGGUAUUAUAUAUCAAAAUUUGAUGGAACAUCGAAGUCAAACAAGAUUAUUCGUACAAGCGAUUACAUAUUUUCAUUUUACGCUACAUUUGUUUCUCCUUUCAAUAUUUCAAUAUUUUAAGAAAACAAAAUUAUGAAGCUACGUUUUAAUAAUGAAAUUAUUAUACGAUAAGGUAAUGAUUAUUUGAAGGCGGCUAAAAGUGCUUUUCAAAAUCGAAUGACUUUCGAUCCGUGAUAGGUCCUCGUUAAAAAGGAAUUGGUUCUUAAAAAAAAAAAAAGAAAAAAGAAAAAAGAAAAAAGAAAAAAGAAAAAAAGAGACUAACAACAACACUUGGCCGAAGUAAGUGAGAGAAGGUGAGUCAACACAACAGUUUAGAUCCCCGAAACGCUCUGGAGCAUGGAGGUGCCGAUAAUUGCUUAAUUGACGUGGGCUCGUCGAUAACCAUCGGUAAGUGUAUUAACUCGCUCAGGUUUACGUCGGCUAUCCGAGUAAAGAAAGAGAGAAGUUUAUAUGAAAAGAGAAUGAGAGAAUGAGAGAAACGGAAAAAGAGAAGUAGACGGACGAAGCCUCUCUGCUCGAAUCGAGAUACUCCAAAAGGUAUUCGUGUAUAUGUCUCUGUGUAUGUAUAUAAUAUACGUGAAUGCGUCAGCCAAGGUGUCUUCUUUUCUCUCGACGAACAAGGCCUCGUUGUAGAGAGGCGUUGGAACUCUGGCAAAGAGAGUCACGAUCUCUCUCUCUCUCUCUCUCCCACCCUUCCUCCCUCCCUCUUCCCCCCUCCUCUCUCUCUCUUUCUGUCGUUCUCGCGAUUUCGCUCUUAACCGAUACAGCAGAAGAUAUUAGAGAUGCGAGAUAGCUUUAUUAAAGGUGAGGCGAUGCCAGCGAGAGACAUCACCGAGUGCCGGUCGCUUUGAUCACACGCAUUAUGGUGACUGUCCCCUCUCUCUCUCUCUCUCUCUCUCUCUCUCUUCCUCUCUUUCUCUUUUUCCUCUUUACACCCUUCCGUUCCGAAAACUCAAUCUCGUCGGACGAGACACCUUCCUGGCUUCGUUUUCAGUCCCCCAUCGAGGAUCUUUCCGAUGAUUGAUGCUUUAGAAUUCGUAAUUAAAUUAAAUAUUAAAUUGAAAUUUUUUUGUUUAUCAAAAGUCGUACAAUUUGUUCUUCUUCCUCUUCUUUUACCAUAACAUUUCUCUCAUUGUAAAAGAUAACUCGUGUAAAAUUGAUCUAUGAUCGAUAACGUUUUAUUGGCCUAGUUCAGGUCAAUUAUUUUCUCUUUCAUUUUUUUUUUUCUUUUUCUUUUUUUAUUGAGUUAAAUUUCGAUUUUAUUUUGACGAAAAAGGAAAAGGCAAUAAAUAAAUAAAUAAAUAAAUAAAUAAGUAAAUAAAUAAAUAAAUAAAAUAUCAAAGCCUUUUUGUGAUUAUCAGGACGAAUAUUGGCCCACCUUAUAUAACAAAGCGAGACGAUCGAAUAGCGUCGAUGACGCGAGGACAAUAGGGGCCCGCGUGGACAUAAAUAGCAAGAUCGGUUCCUCGGGCACGCCUCCGAUUAAAUUAGGAACGCUUCGCGUGGCAAAAAGCGAUCGGAACGUUCUCGAGUGGGUGUCGGCGACCGUGCGGAAGUUCAACACCAGGCUGACGAAGGUGUUGCGCCUCGAUUGCGGCCGCGAAGUGAUCCUUCGAGUCGGCCUCCAUUACUACCACCUUUACCUCCUCCUUUUUCUAUCAUCUCGAUUAAGAGUGAUCAGUAGACUAAAUUAAAAGACUAACGAUCAAUAUUCUAUACAUAUUUUACGAAUCGAUAUGAUAUCUACGUGUAUGUAAAUAUGUCUGUUCGUUUCUUUUUCCUUUUUUUUUCUUAUUAUAUAUUUAAUAAAUAUCUUAUCAAGUCUGAAAAUAAUAAAUAUUCCCGAUGUUUGAAAACAUUUGAUAUAAAUAAAGUUAAUGAACGAAAAAGUUUGAAGAAGGAAAAAUAGAAAAAAGAAAGAAAAAGAUAAAUAUAACUAUUCGUUUGUAUUAAAUCUAAUCUCUCUUCGCUUAAAUAACACGAAAAUGUCGAUGAAAAUAACAGGUGAGUGAGUGAAGGAUCGAAAGAGGAACGAUAAUAUAGACGAUAUUGUCAAGGGGAAUCGAAAGCAAAGCGACUUUGUUACGGGUCAGAAACAGCCGUUCGAUCCAUACUCGAGGAUCGUUUUUACGUGUCGAUCACGGACAAAAGGAUCAUGAUCCUCUCGCGUUAGAGAUCGGGAACGUCGGCUUGCGAAAGCUGGCGACUUACACUACUCCUUCGCGCGUUUUCGAUUCGUUCGUGGAACGAUCGAUGAGAGAGGGUUGUGUUGGAGAUAGAGUGAGAGAGAUAAAGAAAAAGAAAAAGAAGAAAGAUAUCGGACCAUGUCUCUUCCUCUUUUCUCCUACGCGUCUUCGUUCGACUCACCAUCGCCGAGUCAUCGUGUAAUGACGGUGCCGGCUGUCAGACCACGAGCGCACGAUUCGAAGGCACGAAACGAUCGCAACGGCGGCGGCGGCGGCGGCGGCGGCGGCGGCACCGCCUGAACGCUCGAUAUCUCGAACGUCAUCUUUACAACUGGUGGACGUAAAGGUGAACGCAGCUUCUCGGAAUCCUUGAGAGAUCGAUAGCGACGAAACGAUAUCGUUAUCGUUAAAUUCCUAUAACGAUGCAAAACACGAUUAAAUUAAAGGGAUACGAUAACGACGUUUGAUUAAAUCGAAAUUGGAAAUGAACGAUUUUCUCACCUUAACUAAUUCACGUGUAUAUCUUUAUCUCUUUUUCUCUUCAAAAUGUUUUAGGACAUUCGAUCGAUAUCGAUGAAAGCACACGAGGCACGAUAAUAUUUUCUAAAGGAUACUUCUCUUUUUUUUUAUUAUCUUUGAUGUUUACCCACUGUGUUCGAUAUACGAAGAAAGAAAAGAAAAAAAAGAAAAAAAAAAAAGAAAAGAAAAAAGAAUAAAAAAGAAGAGAAAACAAAAUCAGAAAGAAAGAAAGAAAGAAAAAAAGAAUUACCUAAUCUGAAAAUUGAAUGUUUCCAAAAGUAAGAUAACGUUCGCGUUUUUGUGGAAACCUGUAAUUUGCGAAUUUAAAGUCUUUCUCUCUCUCUCUCUCUCUCUCUCUCUUCUUUUUUUUUCAUUUCCUUCUUUCUUUCUUUCUUCUUUCUCUCUUCUUUCUCUAAUUUUUUAAGAUACGAUCUACGAAUAUCGUUCGUACGAUUUAUAUAAUGGAUAUAUACAAACGUAUUAAAGUAGAUCAUCGACGAUUAUCGAUAAAGAUUUACAAGUGUUAAUUACUAUUCGAUCGGAAGAUUUUUCGUGAGGUGCCAUCGUUCAGCGUGAAAAAUAUUAGAUCACGGAGGAAGGUAAACCAUAAGAUCGGAAUAGACUCAAAGACCAUUACGACUGUUAGGAAACCAGCAAUUUCCGAAUUAGAACCAGUCACGGAACUCGAGAUAUACAGGUAUCGGCCGCACAGGUGUGGCUUCUCGACAGUUUCGAAUAAUACAGGUGCGUGCAAUCGAAAACAAAUAUUUGAAAUUCUCUUUAAUAUUUAUCAUCGAUUUUUUUUUUUUUUCCAUUUCAUGAUCAGAGAUAA